AUGGUGAAGUACUCCCAAGAGGCCGACAAUCCCACCAAAUCAACGAAGGCCAGAGGUGCUGACCUUAGGGUUCAUUUCAAGAACACUAGGGAAACCGCGUUUGCGAUCAGGAAGUUGCCACUCACCAAAGCCAAAAGAUACUUGGAAGAUGUUUUGGCCCACAAACAGGCUAUUCCUUUCCGACGAUUUUGUCGUGGUGUUGGGAGAACAGCCCAAGCCAAGAACAGGCAUUCUAAUGGGCAAGGACGUUGGCCUGCCAAGUCUGCUAAAUUUAUUCUUGAUUUGCUCAAGAAUGCUGAGAGUAAUGCUGAAGUGAAAGGUUUGGAUGUCGAUGCACUCUAUGUUUCUCAUAUCCAGGUCAAUCAAGCUCAAAAGCAAAGGCGUCGUACUUACAGGGCUCAUGGAAGAAUCAAUCCUUACAUGUCAUCUCCAUGCCACAUUGAGCUCAUAUUAUCCGAGAAGGAAGAGCCUGUCCAGAAAGAGCCUGAGACCCAGUUGGCAACAAACAAGAAGAAGUCUCAAGCUCUUCGAAGUGGUGCUUCGUCUUAG
Molecule: messenger RNA, 549 nt
Organism: Lathyrus sativus (Indian pea)
Lineage: Eukaryota; Viridiplantae; Streptophyta; Magnoliopsida; Fabales; Fabaceae
Source: the annotation of a GenBank genome assembly